Cyprinus carpio (common carp) is the source of this 2653-nucleotide messenger RNA. It is a transcript of the gene dixdc1a, whose product is annotated as DIX domain containing 1a. The record is from RefSeq and is a predicted model, not a curated record. Gene Ontology annotation, cellular component: cytosol. NCBI's taxonomy places the organism in Eukaryota, Metazoa, Chordata, Actinopteri, Cypriniformes, Cyprinidae. Gene Ontology annotation, biological process: canonical Wnt signaling pathway.
UCUGACUCCUGAAAAAAAAGGGACAAGGGAGGGGGAAGACGAGGAGCGAAGAGAACCAGAAGGACAGAGAAAAAAAUACCUUAAAACUGCCUCGAGAGAGGCACAAAAACAGGGAGAAUGAGAAACAGGAGUCACAGAAGAUGUUUUAGAGAUUCAAGAAAGGGGACGGGAGACCAUUCAAAAGCUCUUUUCUCCCCUGUUGUGGCUCAGAACUGAAAACAGGAUUACCUCAUGCUUCUUAUCAUAGAAACACAUGCUGCCUCUGAUCUGGAUUUUCAACGUUGAGUCUGUAGGAAUACCCAUUUAAUCAGGGUUUACAGCACUGUCCAAAGGAAGACCUGCCAAACAAGCAGGUUGGGUUCACACAGACCGAGACAUUCGCAUGGGCAGGGAUCUGUUCUCCAACAUCAUCUCCAUCAGACUAGACUGGCAGCUACGUGGACACUGGAUUUGAGAGCGGGUCUCUGAUGUGCACACCCUUUGGACCGGCGCUGUGCCGUGUGCUAUGUUGAUGACACACUGCUGCUUCCUCGAACCCUACGGGUUGGGCUGGAUCAGAAUGGGAGGUUAAAAGGGCAAAUAGCAUCAUGGGAGCCAAACAAAUGAAAUGUCUCAGUUCAUCCAGUCCAGCACACACACCCAAGGAGGAGUAUAUUAUUGCCAAAUCUGAAGAUUCAGGAGAGAUAGUUGGAAACCACACGGAGCAACCACAAAGCCUAGAGGAUGUAGUGAAAUCCUCAGCCACCGAGCCGUCUCCUGGCCCAGAGCAUGCUGGGAAAGAGGAAAGCAGCACAUGGGAGGAACAGUUAUGUGCCCAGCAGGAACAGCUGGAGAAGGAGAUGCAGGAGACCAGGAAAAUGGUGACAAGGCUUCAGGCCUUACUGCUGCAUGGGUCUCUACCUGAGGAUGAGCAAACAUCUACUCUGAGCUUUGGAGACAGUACCAGCUCAGAGCAACAGCUGAUUUUAAUCCGCAGUCGUCUGGACCAGAGUAUGGAGGAGUCUUUAGAUCUGAAGAGAGAACUUUUAAGAUACAAGCAGGAGGCACGUAAUCUGCAGGCUAUAAAGGAUGCCUUGCAGCAGAGAAUGUCUGUGCAGGAGGACUCAGUACUGCAACUCAAACAGGAGCUGCUCAGAUCCAGCAUGGCCAGAGAGGAGCUGGAGGGACAGAAUGUGGAACUAGAAAGGAAGCUGAGCGAACGAAACAGAUUGCUGAGUGAAUACAAAAAAGAACUCGGGCAGAAAGACAGACUUCUUCAGCAGCAGCAGUCAAAACUGGAUGAUGCACUGCGCAGGAUCAGUGAAAGCUAUCACAGGUUGUCAGGAUGUGAGAAUAAUGGCUACAGUCACAUGAUGGACACAUCCUCCGCUGUUUUCCAACACAGAAUGGGGGAUGAGCUACAGCUGGUGCGCGAUGCUCUGCGCAGUCUGAGGGACAGUUUCAGUGGUCAUGACCCACAGCACCACACACUGGACACACUGGAGCAGGGUGUAGCCAGUCUGGUGGACCGCCUCCACACCACGGAGAGCAAGAAAAGGCAGGAGAGAAAGGGUUCAACCAGGUCUCCUGGACGAAAAGCCAAUCACACAGACAGAGAAUCAUGGCCAUCAAGCUCAAAGAUGGCUCAUUCUCACAGCAGCCCUGUUCUCAGUGCGGCAGCCUCAACCAAAGUACUCUACUACACAGAUCGCUCUCUCACACCCUUCCUAGUCAACAUCCCUAAGAGGCUGGGGGAGGUUACGCUACAGGACUUCAAGGCAGCUGUGGAUAGACAUGGCUUUUUUAGAUAUCACUUCAAAUCUCUGGAUCCAGAGUUCGGAACGGUGAAGGAAGAGGUGUUUCAGGACAAUGCUGUUAUUCCUGGAUGGGAAGGGAAGAUCGUUGCAUGGGUGGAGGAGGAUCAUGGAGAGGGGAGAUAGAGCAUGAGGGUUUGAUCCAUUCAGAAUGUAUGUUUUACCCUACAUAUACCUCAUCCCUACAAAACUCUGAAGCCUUCGUCAUGUCCUAACUGUGAAUCUCACUGAACCAGUUAACUAUGUCAUUACAGCAGGCACGUGUUUGUAAAAUUGUGUAUAUGCAUUUUGAAGAAUGAAAGAAGAAUGGUUUUUAAGGUUAUUAAAAAAUGGUUUACAGCUAAAUGCAGAUUAUGUUUUUGAGUGUACUGAGGUUACGGUACAUUUUGUUUUGCAAAAGCUAGUAUGUAUGUCAGCAAUGCCUAGUGAUAAGUGACCAAGAAAAGAAGAUUAUUUAAAACUGUAUGUGUCUUGUGCAGUGACAAAUAAUAAACAUGUUGCAUUAUUGCCAAACUGUGACAAGCAUCUCACACAUUGUGUGCAUGUAUUGUCCUGCCAGAAAAAUACCAUUUUAAGAGAACAUAUAAUCAAAAAUGUCUGCACAUUCACGUUAAUAUAUUUUUCACUAAAAUGUAUGUCAACCUUUCUUGACUAUCCUUAGAAAAUAAGCGGUGGUAAAAGCAGGCACCACUUUAUUUGUAAAAAUUUGUAACAUUUCAACAUAUUGAAAUAUUCCUUUUGAAAAUGAUUGUACUUUUCCUAUCAAGUUUGCAUGUCUGUCCGCAGUGUUUUGUAUCUGUGUUGUAAAUGCAAAUACAGUUGACACUUGUCCACCUUUUAUUAAAGGCUUUCUGUGCACA